CUUCUGCUUUCACUCGCAAGAUGGACAUCGACUCCUCACACACCUCCAAUUGGCUUUAUGAUUAUGGCUUCGAUGUCUCUGUUGCCGGAGCUGAAUUCCCGGUCGUCCCUUCCGGCGGUUUCAACUGGGUGUCUCCUGCUUUCCACGCUUCUUCCGAUACGAGCUUGGACCUGGAAUACGCGCUGGACAAUUCAACUUUCCUGGAAAAUGGCCCUUCAAAGCGGUUGAAGACUGAAUCAUGUGCGCCUGGCUCCAAGGCAUGCCGUGAGAAACUGCGGAGGGAUAGACUUAAUGAGAGGUUCCUCGAAUUGAGUUCUAUCCUGGAGCCUGGUAAGCUGCCCAAGACGGAUAAGGCUGCUAUCUUAAGUGAUGCAGUUCGAAUGUUAACAGAACUACGAAGUGAAGCCCAGAAGCUGAAGGAAACAAAUGAUGAAUUGCUGGAAAAGAUUAAGGAACUGAAGGCAGAGAAGAAUGAGCUUCGAGAUGAGAAGAAUAGGCUGAAGAUGGAUAAAGAAAAGCUGGAGCGGCAGGUCAAGGGAAUAAAUGCACAGCCAACCUAUCUUUCUCACCCGUCUGCUGCAUUCACUGCUCAAGGCCAAACUGCCAGCCACAAGCUGAUACCUUUUGUUGGCUAUCCAGGAAUCGGCAUGUGGCAGUUUUUGCCGCCUGCUGCCGUUGAUACAUCUCAGGAUCACCUGCUUCGCCCUCCUGUCGCUUAAAGUGGUUAGUUAGAAUCCGUCACAUUCGUCUGUGUGGGUGCUUCACUUAUGUCGUGUUUAUGUCUUGUCCAUCAUGUCCAAGUGUGUUCCUGAAGUGAGACGAUCAUAUCGGUGGAUAGUCUGCCGUUAAAACUAAUUACAUCUAUGUCUGUGCCAUCUAAACUAUAAUAAGGAAAUGUUUUAUGUCUUGGUCGUCA
Neltuma alba is the source of this 916-nucleotide messenger RNA. Its product is annotated as transcription factor ILR3-like. Lineage: Eukaryota; Viridiplantae; Streptophyta; Magnoliopsida; Fabales; Fabaceae. The record is from RefSeq and is a predicted model, not a curated record. The transcript has 5 exons. Gene Ontology annotation, biological process: regulation of DNA-templated transcription; intracellular iron ion homeostasis. Bases 21 to 719 code for a protein of 232 amino acids. Gene Ontology annotation, molecular function: DNA-binding transcription factor activity; protein dimerization activity.